Messenger RNA from Symbiodinium sp. CCMP2456, 945 nucleotides. Lineage: Eukaryota; Dinophyceae; Suessiales; Symbiodiniaceae. The record is from the annotation of a GenBank genome assembly.
AUGUCAGCAGCAGCUGCUAAGGAACAUCAAAGGCACAAGGCAGAAUCGUUUCUCAAAGAAGGAAUUGCUCACACGCGCGUACCCAGGCACAUACAAUCACCCAUCUGCGGGAUGCCGAAAGGCAAGCGAUGGUACAAACAGUCGUUCUUCAUCUGGCUCCUAGGGGUCUUGCCAACAUGGCAGCCAGAGACCGUGGAGACCAUAGUGACCUCAGCAUCCCCUCUUCGAGUGUCUGCCCCGAGUCAACAGGGCUCGCGUUCAGCGCUGCAAAUUCGUGUCGGGCCUUCGGUACUGGCAGGAGAUCUUUCAAAGCUGGCAUUUGAGACCCGUCGGGUGAUCCGGGCAGGCGCAGAUUACGUUCAUCUGGACAUGUUCGAUGGAAACUGGGUUCAGGGGGCCUUCACUUUUGGCCCCAUGGUUGUGAAGGCUCUUCGGGAUCACGAGCCGAGGGCGUAUUUCGACGUUCACUUGUGCGUGAUGAAGCCGGAAGGGUACCUCGAAGAAUUAAAACAAAUGGGGGUCAGCCGAGUGACGUUGCAUGUCGAAGCCACUGGGGACCCCACAGCAGCUGCCAAUCGUGCACACGGCCUCGGCCUUGACGUAGGCUUAGCCUUGGCUCCCGAGACGCAAGUCGAUGAGAAGCUCCUUUCCAUUGCGGAGCUCUUUGAUGUGGUUCUGGUAAUGACGGUUCCACCAGGCUUCGGUGGCCAAUCCUUCAUGCCGGAGAUGCUGCCGAAGCUGCGGCAACUGCGCGAAGCUUUCCCGACCAAGGCCUUGGAGGUAGACGGAGGCGUGACGCCGACGACGGCCGCGCUGGCCGCGGCUGAGGGCGCUAAUGAGGCGGUGGCGGGGUCUUCAGUGUUCCACUCGAGGAACCUGCGCCGAGCAAUUAGGGAGCUUCGGCAUGGCUUGGAGCAAGGGCAGCAGACUUGGCAGCAGAGCUGA